This is a messenger RNA of Culex quinquefasciatus (southern house mosquito), 1949 nucleotides long. Its product is annotated as alanine--glyoxylate aminotransferase 2-like. Lineage: Eukaryota; Metazoa; Arthropoda; Insecta; Diptera; Culicidae. The transcript has 7 exons. The record is from RefSeq and is a predicted model, not a curated record. Gene Ontology annotation, molecular function: transaminase activity; pyridoxal phosphate binding. Gene Ontology annotation, cellular component: mitochondrion. The coding region runs from base 369 to 1841 and encodes 490 amino acids.
CGUUUUGACUCAGUUUGACGUUAUCAUUCCGAUGAAAAGCAUCAACCUCCUCCUCCUCCUUUGUGGUGUCUAAGCGGGGUCGUUUGCGGCUUAGCAGCACGGCGUGGCACAGCUGGCAAAUCCUUCCACACUACCUACAACAACAGCAAAAAAACACACGAAAAUAGGUUGUGUACUAUUUUUAAAGCCAGUUGAUUGAACUCUUUGGGACGUCCUCGACCUUAGAGCAGUGUUUCUUUUGGUGUAGAAUAAAAAUAGCACGUGCGCAAUAGCCAUCAACCCACCGAAAAACAAGUACCUUUUCGUGUGUGAAAUUAAGAUUUUGUUUGUUUUGUGUGUUUUGUGUGAGAAGAAAAAAUUGUGAAUCCAUGCAGCACAUCAUGGAAGCCAAAGAAGAUAUGCCGAAAAAUGAUACCAUUAAGCUCCGCAACAAGCAUAUCGGCAAAUCGUGCCAACUCUUCUACAAGACAGAUCCUUUGAAAAUAGUUCGCGGCCAAGGGCAGUACAUGUACGACGAGGAGGGAACCCAGUACCUUGACUGUAUCAACAACGUCGCCCAUGUUGGCCACUGCCACCCCAAGGUGGUGGAAGCCGGAUCUCGCCAGCUGGCAACGCUGUCCACCAACAAUCGCUUCCUGCACGACGAGCUGGUCAAGUGUGCCCAAACGCUGGCGGCAAAGAUGCCCGGCGAUCUGUCCGUUUGCUACUUUGUCAAUUCCGGCUCGGAGGCGAACGAUCUGGCGCUAAGGCUGGCACGCCAGCACACCAAACGGCACGAGGUCAUCACGCUGGAUCAUGCCUACCACGGUCACGUAUCCGCCGUGAUGGACAUCUCGCCGUACAAGUUUAACCAACCGGGCGGCGAUCCGAAGCCGGACUUUGUGCACGUCGCACCCUGCCCGGACGUGUAUCGUGGCAAGAUCCGGGAUUGCGAUUUUCCCGAGGGUACUGAUCUGGGCCAGCUGUAUGCGGACGAGGUAGCGCGACUGGUCGAAAGCAGCCCGAGCGGCAUCGCGGCCUUUAUUGCCGAAAGUUUGCAGAGUUGUGGUGGACAGAUUAUCCCGCCGAAGGAUUACUUCAAGAAGGUGUACAAGAUUAUCCGCGAUGCCGGAGGUGUCACGAUUGCCGAUGAGGUUCAGGUGGGCUUUGGCCGCAUUGGCACCCACUACUGGGCCUUUGAGCCGCACGAGGUCAUUCCAGAUAUCGUGACCGUGGCCAAACCGAUGGGCAAUGGACAUCCGGUCGGCGCCGUCGUCACCACGCCGGAAAUUGCCGAAAGCUUUGCUUCCACCGGAGUUUGCUACUUUAAUACCUACGGUGGAAAUCCAGUCUCCUGUGCGAUAGCGAACGCCGUUAUGCGGGUCAUCGACGAAGAAAAGCUCCAGGAAAACGCUUUAAAUGUGGGCAAGUACCUACUAGAACAGUGUCGUGCGUUGCGUUUCGAGUACGAAAUGGUCGGCGACAUCCGCGGGACGGGGCUGUUUGUGGGUAUCGAGCUGGUUACGAAUCGUAAGGCGCGAACACCGGCCACCAAGACCGCCAAAGCUGUGGUGGAUCGGAUGAAGAAGGUGCACAAAAUUCUCGUCAGCAGUGACGGGCCGGACGAUAACGUGAUCAAGCUGAAGCCCCCGAUGGUGUUCAACGCCGCGAAUGCGGACCAGUUUUUGUACGCAAUACGAGAAUGUUUGAGCUUUAUGGAGAAUCUAGAAAAGGGCCAGGUGAACGGAGGCAGCGAGUCGAGAUCGACGGUUCCGAUGCCGGCAUCGGUCACCGGAGGGUUGUGUAAUCUGGCCAACGGCGCCCUCAGUGAAAAGCGUGAUCAAAUGAUCAAGUCUGUUUGAAGCUUCACGACCGGUUUUAACUGAUUUAUAUAUUUUAAAUAACGAAGCAAUAAUACUUAUUUGUUUUAAAAAUAGGUAAGAAAUAAACCAUACUCUUAAAAUUUUAAA